This is a messenger RNA of Bombus impatiens (common eastern bumble bee), 971 nucleotides long. Its product is annotated as UPF0545 protein C22orf39 homolog. NCBI's taxonomy places the organism in Eukaryota, Metazoa, Arthropoda, Insecta, Hymenoptera, Apidae. The transcript has 4 exons. The coding region runs from base 441 to 896 and encodes 151 amino acids. The record is from RefSeq and is a predicted model, not a curated record.
UUAUUUUCAUUGAGUAAGAGGAAGCCAGUGUAACUGACUGACUAGUUUAUUUUCUCCUUCUAACAUACAUCAUUGAAUCAGUGACCAAUGAUCAAUGCGGUUCCAAGUACAACAUGACUGUUUUUCCCACUCCCCAGGAGUGAAUUCACACCCUGUGCCAACGCAUGAAGGUUAUGCUGGGUCCCUAUAUAUUCAAUGUCCAUGGUUAAUUUUCUACCUUUUUUAAUAAGAUUUCAAUUUCACGUGAACAAUAGGAUUGUUAAAAUGAGAUUUUAUUAAUUAAGGAAAAGAUAGAAAUGAAACUUACUACUGUUUACUAUAUACGUAUAAGCUUAUUUGUAUUCUUAUUUUAAAGGAAAUUCACAUAGCAAACUUAUUUUCUUUAUUUGUUCUAUUAAAGAAGAAAAUAGUUAGUGCCUGACCACAAAGCCAAGAGAAAAAUGCCAGAACCUAACAGUACAAUGAAAAAUACUACACCUGAAGAAGAAAUUGCAUAUGAAUGGCUGAUCAAACCAUGUGAAAUAUAUAAAGAGGAAUUUAGGGAUUGUACAAGCAUAAGAGCACGGUUUCAUCAAUAUUUUAUAUUUGGAGAAACUCUAGACUGUAAACAGUGGCAAAUUGAUUAUAAGAAUUGCAAUCUAUGGUCUGAAUAUAAAGAUAAAGAAGCAUGUAAGCAAUUAAUAAACAGUGAAAAGAAGCGCAGACUAGAGAGAUUAGAAGGUCAUUAUAAGAAUGAUAUUUGGCAAAAGAGAGAUAAACCUCCAGAAAAUUGGAAUGCUCCAUUACCUAGCUGGCUAGAAAAAGAAAAUAGUAAAUCAUAUUUACGAAUUGUAAGUGACAAAUUAAAAGAAAAUCAAUACGAGAAAGAAGAAAAAAAAUUUUGUACCAUAAUGUAAGAAUAAUUUAAUGUAUUUAAUAUCAUAGAUAUUUUUAAGUAGUACGUGAUACUUCAAAAUAAAAAUUCAGAAAUU